Molecule: messenger RNA, 423 nt
Organism: Aspergillus tanneri
Lineage: Eukaryota; Fungi; Ascomycota; Eurotiomycetes; Eurotiales; Aspergillaceae
Exons: 1
Coding region: 1-423 (140 amino acids)
Source: RefSeq, a predicted model, not a curated record
AUGCCCCGCUGGACGUUUCAUCUCUCUUCAGGUAUUCUUUCUGAUCUCCAAAAGGAUCAGCUCGCAAAUGCCAUCACUGAAAUCUACACAAAUAUUGGAUUCCCUGCUUUCUGGGUGAAUGUGUUUUUCAAUGAAUCCCCGACUCGUGGUUACUACGUCGGCGGAAAACAUAAACACCGCAGCGUGUUUCUCAUAGUUGACCACGCUGCUCAGUCUUUUGGGUCAGAGGAAACUCGUCUCAACUUCCUCGCCAGCAUCGACAAAAUCGUCCGCCCAAUCUUCGAACCACAAAAUAUCGAUUGGGAGCUCAAUGUUUACGAACAUCCCAGCGACAACUGGAGAAUCAAUGGUAUGAUACCGCCAGUUGGAAAUCCAGUUAUGUUGGAGAAGUGGGUACAGGCAAACAAACCUGUGCCUUUCUAA